UCUAUGUAACUGCCUUAGCUGUCUUGAAAUUUGCUUUGUAGACCCUUGAACUUACAGAGAUCCACCUACCUCUGCCUCCAGAGUGCUGGGAUUAAAGGUGUGAGCUACCACAUAGGGCUCUUAUUUUCUUAAUCGAAAAAUCCUUCAUGUGGAUCCAAGUCUCUUCCGAUUUCCUAUUUCCCUGUGACUUUUGAUGAUGGCCUGGAUGCUGGCAUUUGUUCGACUUCUCGUUUCGCCUCCACAUUGCUUGGCACCAUUUAGUCCCAGGCAGCUCCUCACUCCCUGUGUAAGAUGGUAACUUGUAGCCUCUUCAAAUAUUCACCACGGCACUCUGCCUCUGAAGUUAGCCAGUGCCUCCUUCUGCUUGAACUUAGCUUAAGUCCAUCAAAGUUGCUGGGCUGGAGGGAUGCUGCUGAUGUCACACUGUCAGUAUUGUGAUUGUCACCAUAUCUAACAGGCAAAGAAGGGACAGUGUUCAUGGCAACCCUUGGGUGAGACUCACCCAGCUGAGGUAACCAGCCUGACUGCAGACUUCAGACAACCAUGUGAAGGGGCGUCCACUGUCAGAGAAGAGGCCAAGUUUCUAUCAGUAUGGUGGAUGUACAGUGUUUGAGUGACAAUGAAUUGCGCAAGCAACUUAAGAAGCUUGGAUUUUCACCUGGUCCAAUAAUACCUUCCACCAGAAAAAUGUAUGAAAAAAAGUUAGUGCAAUUGUUGGUCUCGCCUCCCUGUGAACCUGUCAUGAAGAGACUUAAAAAGCUGCAUGAAUUUGAGGACAGUGAUGAAAGUGAAGAUCCAGCAGUAAAUAUCAUUUUGAAAGGAAAUAUCAAAUUCUCAAAGGACAAAGUCAAAGAAUGCAAAAAAAAACCAGACAAUGAAAUGAAAUGCCUGCAGGCAGACAUGGGGAAGCCAAACUCUGAUAGUAAAAGCUGGAAGAUGGUAAUUAAGAGACCCGAGUCUCCUACUAGUAAAAGAAGAAUCUUCGACAUCUACUACCUGAGCCAGAAGCCCUCAAAAGGAGGCAGGUAUGCUGCAAGAUCGAUUCCGCGAGUCAGUCAUGGGUGUGCCACCAAAGAGGACUACUGCGGAGAGAACCAGAGCCUGGAGAGCAGCUUCCUGAUCCAGAACCUUGGCAACAGCUUUCCGUGGGGCUUGAAGCUGGCCAUCCUUGGCAUUUUCAUCAUUGUGGUGUUUGUCUACAUAACUGUAGAAAAGAAGCCGCUCUUGCCUUAAACCCUUUAGGAGCAAAGUAGAAGAGCCAGAGCUACAACCAGGCAGCCCCCUAACCCUUGCCCCAGGGGCUCCCUGCCCUACACUGACUCUCCUGGGCUGCAUCCGGGUUCAGCUAGGUGGAGGAGCAAGGGCAGAACCAGGCAGCAUGCUAGGUCUUGAUGGUCUGUAAGUCAAGUAAGCCAUCAUUAAAUGCACUAACACGUCAGAGGGCUCUCCUGUAAAGGAAACUGCCUGGGCCCCUCACCAGCUCCUUCCCUUGUUCCCCUCCUGCCCGGGUUCUCCCCCAAAGCAAAGAGGCUUCACAUUCUUAUAGCGGACCACUUGCUAGUACAGAAGAUAGAAACAAAGAAAAUUAAAUUCUUAAUAAAACGAGUCCAACUGUCCAGACAGUGAUGACAUUUCCAGUUUGUUGCGGCGAUGACAGUGACCUUGAUAGAGAACAAAUCUGUUCCUCCUCCGCUGCAACUUCUCAGCGUCAGAUGGGUUCUUCCCCAGUGACUGACUGCACCUGACUUCAUCUCUGGUUUUCAUUAGAGUCCUUUGGGGAAGAGGAUGAUUUUUCCGUUUUCUGUUGGUGUUCUGUGACUUUUUCUGGAUGUAAGUAAGUGUCUGUUUGCCCCAGAUAAGACACAGAAGAUAGACUGACUGACUGACUGAAUGAAUGAAUGAAUGAAUAAUCUGGGGAUUCAGUCUAUCAUGGGAACCAACUCAUUCAUUGUGAUUACUACAGAUGCAUGAACGAAGGUUCCUCUAGAGCAUCGUGAGGAUUUAGGAAAGCCAUGCUUCUGGAGUUCCUGUAGGGCUUUCAGGCAGCUCCCCCAGAGAGGUUCCUCUCUUCAGGGAUUGUUUACUGCUUCCAU
Messenger RNA from Cricetulus griseus (Chinese hamster), 2093 nucleotides. The record is from RefSeq and is a predicted model, not a curated record. NCBI's taxonomy places the organism in Eukaryota, Metazoa, Chordata, Mammalia, Rodentia, Cricetidae.